GUUAACAUUGAACAUGAAUCAUGAUCGUUGGGUUUGCUUUUGAUUAAGUUUGUUUGAACUGCUGUUUGACGCUCAAUUGUUUCAUAUCGACUUUAUAUCAGCCUAUACAUCUGUUCUGUCAAUAUGCCUGGCACCGAAGUACCAGCAGGCGGAGACGUUGACAGGGGAAUAACGGCUUCUAUAAUCGUUUUGACCCAGAUUGCGUUUGCUUUCGUGAUUGUCAUGGCAAGAUUUUAUGCCAGAAUCAUGAUCAAAGGGCUUGGGAGGGAUGAUUGGGUCAUGCUUGUUACUUUGUGUCUUUUUAUAACAUAUGGCGGUCUUAUGACAUACGAAUGGAAACUUGGAGGGUUUCGACAUCUAUUUUAUCUCAGUCUGGAGCAAACAAUGAAGGCCGCAAAGUUCAACUAUAUAAUCCAAGUGGUCAUUGUCUUCGCCUUCAUCACUGGGAAAGCUGCAGUGGGAUUUCUCGUUCUUCGAAUCAUGAGUGGUGAGACAACUGCUUGGCGUAAAUGGCUUGUCUAUGGAGCUAUGGGGCUCACUGCUUUGAUCAAUGGACUAGAUUGUAUCUUUACCUAUGUGCAAUGCAGCCCGCCUAAAGCAUUGUGGGACUCGAGUAUUCCACACACGUGCUGGGAUCCUAAUGUUCAAUCUAGAUUCGCUAUGUUUACUGCAGCUGAAAAUUGUCUUGCGGACAUUGUGCUCGCACUUGUACCUGCCAGUAUCAUCAUGAAUCUGAACAUGGAUAUGAAGAAACGUGUCAACUUGACCAUACUUUUGGGUCUUGGACUUAUUGCUGCGGUUUGCUGUAUCGUCAAAACAACCUUUUUGGGCUCACUUAACGCCCACUCCGAUCUUACUUGGAAGACUUACGAUUUGCUCGUAUGGAGCGGCUCGGAACUUUUCGUUAUUAUUGUUUGUGGAAGUAUUCCUCCACUCAAACCAUAUUGGGAUCGAUAUGUCAGCGGCAAGAAUCCUGGAUCAUACGGUAGUCCCGACAAUAGUUACAACAGUCAUCUCAGCUCAUUACCAACUAGAAGGAAAAGUCGAAUGUCUUGUAUGAAACAAAGCUUAGAUGCGGACAGUUCGACUGAUCAUGUUUAUCCGCAAGCUAUGCAUGGUGAUAAAUAUAUACAAAGAACAACAGACAUAGAGAUCCACAGUAUGAGGGUUCGUUCGGAGGAUUCUAUGGCAUGAAUGAGGUGAUGUGGUAUAUGAAAGAAAACAUCGUUACGAGUUACAUUCUUGAUUUUAUUAUUACCUAUUUAUAUUGAUGAUUGGCGUUACUAUUGAGAACGGAGUUCACGGCGUACACUAGGUGUUGGUGUAUCUAAUACGGAUGGGGUUCGGGUUAGAUACCAUUGUUUUUAAAAAUACCAACGCUUCUUCGGAAGCCACUUCGAGUAGAUGGGUUAUGUUUAUAGUCUAUUGUCUAAUGUUUUUACCCAAAAUAUCAUCACCUGAAACAGUUUCGCACACAGC
Messenger RNA from Botrytis porri, 1479 nucleotides. RefSeq lists its product as uncharacterized. NCBI's taxonomy places the organism in Eukaryota, Fungi, Ascomycota, Leotiomycetes, Helotiales, Sclerotiniaceae. The transcript has 5 exons. The record is from RefSeq and is a predicted model, not a curated record. Bases 124 to 1194 code for a protein of 356 amino acids.